This is a messenger RNA of Aquila chrysaetos chrysaetos, 2521 nucleotides long. RefSeq names its product branched chain keto acid dehydrogenase kinase (gene BCKDK). Gene Ontology annotation, molecular function: pyruvate dehydrogenase (acetyl-transferring) kinase activity. The transcript has 12 exons. The coding region runs from base 44 to 1252 and encodes 402 amino acids. Gene Ontology annotation, cellular component: mitochondrion. Lineage: Eukaryota; Metazoa; Chordata; Aves; Accipitriformes; Accipitridae. The record is from RefSeq and is a predicted model, not a curated record. Gene Ontology annotation, biological process: protein phosphorylation; regulation of glucose metabolic process.
UGAGUGGGGAUGGGGCCCGGACAUUGGGGUCCCCUCUGAGGAGAUGCUGCGGCGGGUUUUGGGGGGCCGGCGAGGGGGGGCUUUGCCCCCCCGUCCCCCUGCCCGGGCCGCCGCCGACCAGACCCCGCCUGACCUGGCCCGGGAACGCUCCAAAGCCGUCACCUCCUUCUACCACCAGCCUGCCAUCGAUGUCGCCGCCGAGAAGCCUUCGGUGCGUUUGACCCCCACCACCAUGUUGUACUCGGGGCGCUCGCAGGACGGCAGCCACAUACUGAAGAGCGCCCGCUAUCUCCAGCAAGAGCUGCCGGUGCGCAUCGCCCACCGCAUCAAGGGCUUCCGCAGCCUCCCCUUCAUCAUCGGCUGCAACCCCACCAUCCUCCACGUGCACGAGCUGUACAUCCGUGCCUUCCAGAAGCUCAGCGAGUUCCCGCCUAUCCAGGCGCAGGGCGACGAGGCGCGCUACUGCGCGCUGUUGCGGCAGCUGCUGGAGGACCACAAGGACGUAGUGACGCUGUUGGCCGAGGGGUUGCGCGAAUGUCGACGACACAUCCAGGACGAGCGGCUGCUGCGACCUUUCCUGGACAAGACGCUGACGUCGCGGCUGGGGAUGCGGAUGUUGGCUGCCCACCACCUGGCCCUGCACGAGGACAAGCCCGACUUCGUGGGCAUCAUCUGCACGCGCCUCUCCCCCAAAAAGCUCAUCGAGAAGUGGGUCGACUUUGCCCGGCGGCUGUGCGAGCACCAGUACGGGAACGCGCCGCGGGUGCGCAUCAACGGGCACGUGGCGGCGCGGUUCCCCUUCAUCCCCCUGCCCCUCGACUACGUCCUGCCCGAGCUGCUCAAGAACGCCAUGAGGGCGACGAUGGAGUCCCACCUCGACACCCCCUACAACGUCCCCGACAUCGUGGUGACCAUCGCCAACAACGACAUUGACCUCGUCAUCCGGAUCUCUGACCGGGGCGGUGGCAUCCCCCACGAUCUCCUGGACAAGGUGACCGAGUAUCACUUCAGCACGGCCGAGGCCAGCGCCCAGGACCCUCGCUUGGGAGGUCCCUUCCGCAACCUCCUGGACCUCAGCAACAGCGGCCAAGCCGGCCCCAUGCACGGGUUCGGAUUCGGGUUGCCCACCUCGAGGGCCUACGCCGAGUACUUGGGGGGCUCGCUCUGCCUGCAGUCGCUGCAGGGGGUGGGCACCGACGUCUACCUGCGCCUCCGCCACAUCGACGGCAAGGGGGAGAGCUUCCGAAUCUAGGUGGGGGGGCAGCGCGGACGCCCGCGUUCCCGCUGCCCCACCACCCCAGACGCCUGGGUCCUGGAGACCCCCCGUGUUGGACGUUCAGCAUCGUGGAGAUCAAAGUGCUCCUGGAGAACCCCCCCGCGUUGGAUGUUCAUCAUCGUGGAGGUCAAAGUGGACCUGGAGAACCCCCCCACGUUGGAUGUUCAUCAUCGUGGAGAUCAAAGUGGACCUGGAGAACCCCCCCGCGUUGGAUGUUCAUCAUCGUGGAGGUCAAAGUGCUCCUGGAGACCCCCCCCAUGUUGGACGUUCAUCAUCGUGGAGGUCAAAGUGCUCCUGGAGAACCCCCCCGUGUUGGACGUUCAUCAUCGUGGAGGUCAAAGUGCUCCUGGAGACCCCCCCCAUGUUGGACGUUCAGCAUCGUGGAGGUCAAAGUGCUGCUGGAGAACCCCCCCAUGUUGGACGUUCAUCAUCGUGGAGGUCAAAGUGCUCCUGGAGAACCCCCCCGUGUUGGACGUUCAGCAUCAUGGAGAUCAAAGUGCUCCUGGAGAACCCCGCCACAUUGGACGUUCAUCAUCGUGGAGGUCAAAGUGGACCUGGAGAACCCCACCACGUUGGACGUUCAUCAUCGUGGAGGUCAAAGUGGACCUGGAGAACCCCCCCCGUGUUGGACGUUCAUCAUCGUGGAGGUCAAAGUGCUCCUGGAGAACCCCCCCGUGUUGGACGUUCAUCAUCGUGGAGGUCAAAGUGGACCUGGAGAACCCCCCCAUGUUGGACGUUCAGCAUCGUGGAGGUCAAAGUGCUCCUGGAGAACCCCCCCUGUGUUGGACGUUCAUCAUCAUGGAGAUCAAAGUGCUCCUGGAGAACCCCCCCAUGUUGGACGUUCAUCAUCGUGGAGGUCAAAGUGGACCUGGAGAACCCCCCCCCCGUGUUGGACGUUCAGCAUCGUGGAGGUCAAAGUGCUCCUGGAGAACCUCCUCUCCGUGUUGGAUGUUGAUCAUCAUGGAGGUCAAGGUGGACCUGGAGAAACCGCCCAUGUUGGAUGUUGAUCAUCAUGGAGGUCAAAGUGCUCCUGGAGACCACCCCGCCACGUUGGACGUUCAUCGUCACGGAGGUCAGGGUGCUCCUGGACACUGGGGUCCCUCGCUUGGACAUUGGGGUGCCCACCCCACCCACCGGGGGACAUUGGGGUUCCUGACCUCUCCCCACCCUGUUUGGCUUCGUUAGGCCCCCCCCCUCGUUACCGGAGCGGGGCGCCACCCUCAUUAAAGCUGCAGCUGGUGCCGA